AUGCCUCCGUUCGUCCAUAAUCCGCAGACCGUUCAUCCUGGCGAGCUAGGAGAUGAAGAGAUCAGUCAAGGCCAAGACAAAUGGGAGCCUUCACGACGCCACAUGGCCAUCAUGGCGACGGCCGCCUUGUUGUCGCUCAUGGUCGCCCUUGACGCCUGCGUCAUUGUGACCUCUUUGCAGGCUAUCGUUGCGGACCUCGAGCUCAGCACGUACGACGGCUUUUGGAUAGGAACGGCGUACCUCCUAGCCAACGCCGUGCUAAUGUUAUUCAUUGCGGAUCUGAGCCGCGUGUUUGGCACGACCUUGUGCUGCAUGUCACGCUCCAUCGCCUUGAUGUUGGCUGGACGGUCUCUCCAAGGCGUCGGCGGUGCUGGCAUUAUCGUCUUGUGCCUGCUGAUCUUCACCGACAUUGUCCCGCUGCCGCUUCGACCUACAUGGUACGGCCUGGUCCAGGCAGCAUGGGCGCUGGGUAACUGCGUUGGCCCCAUACUGGGCGGCGUCAUUGCCCAGAACACAACAUGGCGCUGGGUCUUCUACAUCAUGUUCCCAUUCUGCGUGGCAGGGCUUGCUCUUGUGCCCUGGCUAGUCAACGUUGGUUCUCGGACUGGUAAGGUGUACGAGAACUUGAAGAAGGUUGACUGGAUGGGAAACGCUCUGUUCAUCGGCUCGGCCACCUUGUCGCUGGUGGCUAUCUCCUGGGGAGGCUUGCGCUACAGUUGGCGCAGCGCCGGCACUCUCGUACCUUUGUUGCUUGGGGCAGUCGGCAUGGUGCUGACUGUGAUCUACGAGUCACGCUUCGCAGUGUCCCCGUUCUUGCAACGCCGACUUUUCCAAACCGCCAGCGCAAUCGCGACGUAUGCUUGCGGCGCCAUCCAAGGCCUUGUGAUGUACGGGCAGCUCUACUACGUGCCUCUGUACUUUAUGGAAGUCAAGGGGUUUACUCCGGUCCAGACCGGCGUCGCGCUCUUCCCGGUCAUGUUCACGCUGGUGCCGGCAUCCAUCCUCACCGGUCGACUCGUCACGGUGUUCGACAACUAUCAGUGGCCGAUCUGGGCUGGUUGGACUCUGGCUACCAUCGCCUCCGGGCUGAUGAUGUUGUGGGACGUCGAGACGCCGACGAAGGUAUGGGCGCCGACGCUCGUCCUUCUUGGUCUCGGCCAUGGCUGCAUCCUGAACGCACAGAACAUGGCAUCGCAAACCCUCUGUGACAACAAGGACGACGAAGCAAUUGCCGCAGCGAUGUACGCCUUUCUCCGGCAGUUUGGCAUGGCACUCGGAGUCGGUGUCGGCGGUUCCACAUUUCAGAACGUCAUGCUGCUCAAGUUGGAGGCCGAUGGUAUGGCACCCGCAGGCACACACGGAGGUACUCAUGCUGUUCACGCCAUGUUGAGCACGGCUGGCGAUGCUGCGCUUCGAUCCAAGAUCGUGGAUGCGUACGUCUACGGCCUGCGAGGCGUCUACGGACUGUAUGUCGGCGUAUCGGGUUUGGCGCUUCUGAUGAGUUUCUUGAUCAAGAGAGUAUCGCUGGACAGGAGCCUACGAUCUGGGCACACGAAGCACAUUCAGGCGAAGGGUCACGGAAGUGUUCACGGCUCUGGGAGUUGA
Molecule: messenger RNA, 1605 nt
Organism: Colletotrichum scovillei
Lineage: Eukaryota; Fungi; Ascomycota; Sordariomycetes; Glomerellales; Glomerellaceae
Product: efflux pump antibiotic resistance
Exons: 5
Coding region: 1-1605 (534 amino acids)
Biological process (GO): transmembrane transport
Molecular function (GO): transmembrane transporter activity
Source: RefSeq, a predicted model, not a curated record